AUGGCUCUAACCGCGAGCUAUCCCGUCAUCGAAGACUUGGCUAUGAAAUUCAAUAGACAUUCACUACACGAUAGCUUUCAGCUACCAGCUUUUUACUCAAGCUCAUGGCAAGCCAAGGAAUUUGCAUUAUAUUUACAACCGGGAUUCAUCGUAGAUCCAAGUUUCGAUCAAACAGUCCCGUUCGAGUUCAAAGCCAAUGGAACUUUUACUACGAAGAAGAACAAUCGUAAUAAACUACAAAGUGAUCGAACAAGCUCGACGAAACAUAGUCCUAGGCAUAGUCCGAAACGCGAGCAAGUGAAGGGAAAUAAAGCACAAACUAUAGAUCCAGCUCACAGUUCUGAUAACAAAGAAUGUAGAAGCAACGCUGUGAAGAACUUACAUUUUGAUGAGGAUUGUUUAUCAGACGACGAGGAAUUGUCUUGUUAUUUCUCAAAGGAAACUGAACUUUGUCAUGAUAGAUUUUUACCGACGACAGUUGAGAGUUCUCCGACUCGAAACCACAAUCGAAAGAGAUCUAUGGAAGAUGAGGAGUGCACGACAAUCAAACGAUGUUGUAGACCACGUUUAAACUUUGAUAAAAUGCUUUUGAACAGUAGAGAUUCACUGGAAAACACAUGGAGUGUUGAAACGGACACGACGAACUAUUUUAGGCCCAUAAGCCCCCAGGUUUUGCUAUCGUAA
Paramuricea clavata is the source of this 684-nucleotide messenger RNA. NCBI's taxonomy places the organism in Eukaryota, Metazoa, Cnidaria, Anthozoa, Malacalcyonacea, Plexauridae. The record is from the annotation of a GenBank genome assembly.